CAAGAGUGACGCGCGGCGGGCUGAGUGGACGCUCCGUGGACGCACAACUUUUUGCAUCGCUCCAAAACACGCACACGCGCACAUAAGAGGGGCCGCGUGCACGCCACAGACGUGCACUUUUAUGGAGUACGGUGCCAUGUGAGGAGGGGCGACAGGAGGAGAGGGGGUCUCCGCGCUUCUUGGAUAUUGGUCCCGUGUCAUAUUUGGAUAACGUUUUCUGAAGGAGAGGAGCUAAGAGUGGGCUUUUGAAAGGAUUACUACCCCUUUUUUCUUCUUUUAUUCAAUUGGUUCUCUGGAAUUGGGAUUGCAUUUUGGGUGAUACUUUGGCUGCAGAAGGAUGGCAGCUUGGUUCACCUUCUCCCUUGCCUUCAGCACCAUAGCACAGGUGUUUGCCUCUGGUGUUUUUGAGCUGCACCUCCACGACUUUAAGAACCAAAAGGGUCUCUUAGCCAACGGGCUGCCGUGCAAGCCCAGCUGCAGGACUUACUUCAGGGUGUGCCUGAAGAACUACCAGGCGGUGGUCUCGCCAGGGGGGUGCAUAUUCGGCAGUGCCCGAACGCCAGUUCUGGGCUCCUCUAACUCCUUCAGUGACGCGCCACCUGGUCUCAUCCAAAUCCCCUUCAACUUUAGCUGGCCGGGCUCCUUUUCGUUAAUAAUUGAAGCCUGGCACUCUCCUCAUGGAAAUCUACCUGUAGAAACCAGCAACCCAGACUUUCUGAUAAGCUUCUACGCCAUCCAAAGACAAAUGAGCGUGGGCAGCGACUGGUCUCAGGACAUGCAGACCAGCGAGCAGACGGAGCUGAGGUAUUCCUACCGCUUCGUCUGCAACAAGAGUUACUACGGCGAGAGCUGCUCCAAGAAAUGCACGCCCCGGGACGACCGUUUUGGACACUACACCUGCACCAGGGAUGGGAAGUUGUCCUGCCUGGCCGGCUGGAAGGGCGAAUACUGUGAAGAACCCAUCUGUCUGGAAGGUUGCAGCGAGAGGAAUGGCAACUGCUCCAAACCGGGCGAGUGUGUGUGCCGAGAUGGCUGGCAGGGUACUUUCUGCGACGAGUGCAAGAAGCAUCCGGCGUGCAAGCACGGUACCUGCCAGCUGCCGUGGCAGUGCAACUGUCAGGAGGGCUGGGGAGGCCUAUUGUGUGACCAAGAUCUGAACUUCUGCACGCAUCACCAUCCAUGUGUGAACGGCGCCACCUGCAUGAACACGGGCCAGGGCAGCUACACGUGCACAUGCAUGCCGGGCUUCACGGGGGUCAACUGCGAACUGGAGAUGCAGGAGUGCGACAGCAACCCCUGCCGGAACGGAGGGAUAUGCACCAAUCUGGAGAGCGGCUACAUGUGCUCAUGUCUAGAGGGCUUUGAGGGCUCACACUGUGAACACAGUUUGCUGACAUGCGCUGAUUCCCCCUGCUUCCACGGUGGCAAGUGCUGGGAGAAAGACAAUGGGCGGAGCUACAUGUGCGAGUGUCCCCGUGGCUACACCGGCCUCAACUGCGAGAAGAGAGUGGACAAAUGCACGUCGCUUCCCUGCGCUAAUGGUGGUCAGUGUCUUAUCCACGGCGGCACUCGUGUGUGCAGCUGCCGUGCAGGAUUUACCGGCCAGCAUUGUGAAAUCAACAUCAACGACUGCGCCGGGAACCCAUGCGUCAACGGUGGUACCUGCCUUGACCGGAUCAACGAUUACACCUGUGAAUGUCCUUCAGGGUACAUUGGACGUAAUUGUGACAGGGUCCUGGAUGAGUGUCCCCUCCAUCCCUGCCUCAAUGGCGGCGUCUGCGCCAGUACGACCCCUCCUACUUGCGCCUGCCCACCUGGCUUCACUGGACCCAGCUGCGAGUUCUUUGCCGCUGUGACAUCACAGGUGGGGGAGAUUCAAGAUGGUUUUCAAUGGGUGGCAGUCUCUCUGGCCGUGGGGCUGAUGGCACUACUGGUCCUGUUGUGCAUGGUGGGCUUGGCCCUGAGGCACAUACACCGGCAAGCCCGGAGGCACCGCGAAGACACGGAGACCAUGAACAAUGUGUCCAGCGUUCAGCAGGAUAACCUCAUACCGGCAUCACAGCUCAAAAACACUAAUCAGAAAGUCAGCCUGGAGGUGGACUGCGACUCAGAGAAGUCGAACUUUAUCCAUAAAAACUAUCACUUGGACCAUUACAGCUCAAAAACAAAAGAGUUUAAGGACGAAAAGUCACAAGAAGAUAAAAGUCUCAUUUAUGACAAGUGUUUAGAAGACAAAAGACCCUUGAGUAGAGUGUGCAGUGAAAAACCAGAGUGUAGGAUAUCAACGAUAUGCUCGUCCAGAGACUCCAUGUACCAGUCGGUAUUUGUUAUAGCCGACGCAAGGAGAGAGUGCGUCAUAGCGACUGAGGUUUAAAACGAGUGAACCAGAGACACACAAACACAAUCAAAGCAGAAUUGGAAUAUUCUGGAUUGUUUACAAAAACCUAGAAGAGACUUGGAGGUUGUUGUUUUUUUCCGACAUGUCAGCCGCUGCUCUCUGGACCACUUGAGGACAGGCGGAAGAACAUUUUAAUUUAUCAUCUCUCAGACGGUUGAAAAGGAGGCGAAGGUGGAUCGCCUGCCCGCCACUCGUUUUCUGGCCUUGUGUGAUAAUCAGCAUCACCACGAUGACUUACAGCCAACCAAUCAGUGAAAGUUGCCUGAGAUUUUUUUUUCCAGCCCCUCCCUCCCGGAAAACCCAGUCAGUCACUCCUGCCACCUUCGCCUUCUAUGCAAAAAGCAAAAAAAACUCAGGGUCCACGCCCACAAUCCAACGUCACAAACACUGAGAGUAAUGAAUGUCUGAACAUCUUCAAUUUGAAGAUUUCCAUGCAGCCCAUGUUCACUAGAAGCCUUAAAAAGCGGUGUUGGGGCGGGAUUUGGGGGGGUUAAAAUGCUAAAUUUGUGCCCUUGUCUCCUCUUGGAUUGUUUGCACUACAAAAAUGACAAAUAUUUUUCAAUCAGCAAAGACUUGCAGCAGUCAAACGAAUGCAUAGAAAGUGUUUCAAUGCAACCCCAACGAGACACACACAAAAAGACUCAUACCACAACUGCCUGCCUGCCUAAGACACAGUUCAAAACUACAGAACCACUAAUGUAAUUGUUUUUUUAAUGAUUUCCAGAGUUUAAUUUAAAUAUGACACAUUGCUCUUUAUAUGUUUUAUAAUAUUAUUUUGUAUAUAAUGCAUAUUUAUAAGGACCAAAUUUCUGAAGAAUAAACUUUGUGGAAAAACUGUUUUAAGAUCAA
This is a messenger RNA of Corythoichthys intestinalis (scribbled pipefish), 3247 nucleotides long. It is a transcript of the gene dll4, whose product is annotated as delta-like 4 (Drosophila). Gene Ontology annotation, biological process: multicellular organism development; cell communication; Notch signaling pathway. The transcript has 11 exons. The record is from RefSeq and is a predicted model, not a curated record. The coding region runs from base 338 to 2374 and encodes 678 amino acids. NCBI's taxonomy places the organism in Eukaryota, Metazoa, Chordata, Actinopteri, Syngnathiformes, Syngnathidae. Gene Ontology annotation, cellular component: membrane. Gene Ontology annotation, molecular function: calcium ion binding.